This is a messenger RNA of Schizophyllum commune H4-8, 660 nucleotides long. RefSeq lists its product as uncharacterized. The coding region runs from base 1 to 660 and encodes 219 amino acids. The record is from RefSeq and is a predicted model, not a curated record. NCBI's taxonomy places the organism in Eukaryota, Fungi, Basidiomycota, Agaricomycetes, Agaricales, Schizophyllaceae. The transcript is spliced from 4 exons.
AUGCUCAUUGGUAUCAGAUACUGGUAUGUGGCCCUCGUCUCCAGCGCUUAUGGGUCUCUCGUUUCCUGCACUGUUGAAGCGCAACUCACCGAAUGUUGCCAGGAUCUACAGACGAGAAGUCGCCGCGUGGCUUUCCCCGCACUCCACGGGCGCUCAGGUUGGGGGAGUUCUCCUACUCCUCCUGGAGUCCGGGGUGGCGUACACUGCUCUUUGGGCCAUCAACAUCUUCAUCCAAGUCCACGAAACCUUGGAGCACCACUGGAACUUUGCCACGCACUACGAGAUCAUGCACGAGACCUUCUACCUGUGCGCGGGCAUCUACCCCACCUUUGUUGUCGUCAUCAUCAUGCUGCAACAGCAGGCCAGUGCAAAGUCAGCUCUGAACCACCCGAGCAGCUUCCUGGAGUCCAUGCACUUCGCCCUGUCGUGCGGCGGGGCGCCACAAGAGACGGGGCGGCCUUCGGAGGACGAGAGGCUUUUCACGUACAAGCAGCUCGUACACACCGACGAGCAGCUCGUUCUCGCCGUCAGGGUGCUCUUUCGCGCCGUCAAACUGCUCGUUCACUCCCCCAAGUACGAGCGAGGCAUGUAACGAGGAGAUCGCAGUCACCCCUCGGUCCAAGCGCAUGGAGAGCGAAUGUGCCAAAGAACAGGAGGUGA